Messenger RNA from Penicillium daleae, 5004 nucleotides. RefSeq names its product putative gelsolin repeat protein. The coding region runs from base 1 to 5004 and encodes 1667 amino acids. NCBI's taxonomy places the organism in Eukaryota, Fungi, Ascomycota, Eurotiomycetes, Eurotiales, Aspergillaceae. Gene Ontology annotation, biological process: actin filament severing; barbed-end actin filament capping. Gene Ontology annotation, molecular function: actin filament binding; phosphatidylinositol-4,5-bisphosphate binding. The record is from RefSeq and is a predicted model, not a curated record. The transcript has 3 exons.
AUGACGGUCCCCACCAACCCUGAUGGGGCCGAGGACGUGAAUGUCUUCCUGCAGCGCAUUCGGGAACUUGGCGAGCGCCGCGACAAGGAAGAUGAGGAGCGCACCAAAAAGUUGGAAGAGGAGAUUCUGCAAGGCCGUAAAGAGAGACAGGCCCGCCGAGCUGAACGAGCACGAUCGAUCGCCGGAUCUCCCACCCUGAAUGCCGCCUCCAGGCUGAGUGCCUCUUCCAUCGGCCAACCCUCGGCUAUCGACCCUCCCGAACAGCUGGAGCCGACGCUGCAGACACCAGAUCCCGAAACACCGGGCGGAGUGAGUUCAAGUCAAGAGCGAGACAUACUGGCGCGUGAUAUGAGGCGCGGAUCAAUCCAGGACACCGACACGGAUUCCCCUCCGCGAGCGAUGCCAACCUUGUCUCGUAGCCGAGCGGGGACUUUGUCGUGGCAGCAGCGCCCAUCUUCUCGUGAAUUGGGAAGCAGGUCGCCUGGCUCAGUAUCCCCGACUCGAUCCAGCCAUUUGAGAAACGCUUCCACAGCCUCCGACGCAAACGAGCUAUCUCGUGCUCAGAUUGCGCAGUCCCUCUCGUCCAAGGAUCCGUCAUGGUUUCGCCAAACACCAGACCGUGGACUGGGCUCACCGGCUUUCCGAAAGCCCGAGGAACGAUCAGAGAGUCCAACAGAGUUUAUGGCAGGGCGUCGACUGCCAGGAUUAAGUCGUGACUCCACCGCAGAGCCGGACAAGGUGGAGGAAGCUGAGGCGAGGUCACCUUCUCCACCAAGAACUGCAUCGACUGUCGGUGAUAGCUACUUCAGCAACCGGUAUUCGGGUGUGUCAUCUGUGUCUCCUGCAACUGGACUUGGGUCUCCGGUCACCUUAUCGGAGACACCAAAGUUAGAUCCAUCGCAGAGUGAGCCGGUCAAAGACCCGGUUCCAGCAUCUCCAACUCAGCGCCGUAUGUCACCAGAGCGAGCUCGCUCAACAUCGCCCACGAAAGGCAUGGGUGGAUUCGUACAGAGUGCCAUGAUGCGGCGUUCUGAUAGCGUGUCGAAACGGUGGAGUGCUCAACUCCCGCAGGGAUUAAGCCGAAGUAACUCAAUUUUGUCAAACCGCAGUAGUGUGGCAGGGCCAACUCUCACCGCGAGUGUCAGUGACAUGACUCCCACUGGUGUCACGCGACUGGCGAGAGACACUUCCCCGCUGCCAUCUCAACAACGACCCAGCUCAAGUCACAGUGAAGCAACCGUCCAUCCUCGGGAGUCCACAGAGAGACCAACAACUCCCUCUGGACCCAGAAACGAGACCCGCCUUGAAGGCAGCCCAGACCGACCUGCCUAUUACGGCCACUCCAGAUCGACUAGUUCAAUGACUGCCGACAGCAUGACCGGUGAUACCCCAUCAAGUCCCUUCACUUCUAGAACAAUGGACCCCAGACGCUGGAGUCCAACCAAAGCCUCCUGGCUCGAGAGUGCACUCAACCGUCCGGAAUCUCCUCGGACUCAGAAGCAGCCGCCACCACAGCAACCCUCCUGGGUACGUGACCGACAAUCUCGAGGCAGCGUCGAUGCUGGCCGUGUGAACAAUUUCAAAGAAGUCACCCCCAUUGGUUUGAUGCGAACACCCCCGCCAGGUGGGCACUUCAAGAAGCCAAGUCUUUCUGGAGCUCCUCCGGCAUUCGGUACGCUCAGUGCGACUAAGACAAAGGAGCCAGAGCCAGAGCCAGAGCCAGAGCCAGAGCCAGAGCCAGAGCCAAAGCCAGAGCCAGAGUCACCUGCACCUGCACCUGCAGCAGCAGACAAUGAAAAUCUUCCCACGAAGACGAAGCCUAUCGAGGAAGAGCCAAAAAUCGAAGCAGCAGCAGCAACAGAAGACGAAAAAGCAGGACAAGAAGAAGCGCCGAAGCAGGAAGACACCAAACCUGUGUCCCCUUCUGCAACUCCCAAAGUCCUCUCUGAACAAGUACAAGCGCCACGUGGAAAGACCCUAGAGCCUGGAUCGACUCGCAAAUCCCCGCCUCCCGCGCUCACCAUGAAACCCAAUUUCUCUCUUCCCUUACGAGAUCCCAUUUCGCCCAGGCCCAAGCCUCAGUCCCCUGUUAUUGAUUUCCGAGCAAACCUGCGGAAACGCGAUGUAGGCAAGGAGACUGGACCUCAAGCUGAGCCCGAAUUCAAGAACGUCUUUGGCAAGCUCAAGAGAACCGAGACUCGCAACUAUGUCGCGCCGGACGAACUGAAGGGCAACAUCCUCCGCGGAAAGGCUGCGCUUAAUGUUACGGGUGGCCCGAAGAAGACCCAGCGUGUCGAUGAGUUGAAGGAGAGUAUCCUGAAGCGGAAAGAGGAAAUGAAGGCUGGCGGGGGAUCUAUCAGGCGCAAUACACUCGGAGAGAAGGAUGCCCCGGAAAAUCCUGCUGCGGUUGUGCCCGAAGCCAUUGCCAAACGUCAACUCAUGAACAAAACUGCCAGUGCCAAGCGAGAAGACGAGCAGACCUCUCCAACUGCGGGUGAUAGUAGUCCAAUAAAGUCUCCACUGGAACACCCUGUGUCUCUUCCUCCACAAUCUGAGGAAACCAUCGCUACAUCACUCCCAGAGGUUGUCUCGCCGAUUCCCAGCUCAGAGGCUACAGUUGUUGUGGAUCCACAGCCGAUCUCGAGCCCUAAAGAAGACCGCAAGUACAUUGCUGAGACGACUACCACAGAGGUUGAGCCGGAACCAAAGGCUGUUCGAGAGACAGCUAGUUCCGUUCGCGGCUUACCAUCCGCGAGGCGACCAGCAGCAACUACGCCUGCUGUGAAUCCAUACGCGGCUGCUAAAGGCAAGCUCGCAGGCCGAAUCAACCCUGCGCUAGCAGGUCUCCUCUCUCGCGGCCCACUAGCCGUGGUCGAGGGACCUAAGAAGGACCUGGCGGUUUCGCCCCCUAGCAAGAGCUCGCCUGCCACUCCAUCGGCACCGCUUACCCAUAUGACGAAAGCCCGUGCUAGAGGACCUAAGAGAAGACUGCCCGGUGGCUCUGCGGUUCCAGCGGCUUCAGCUGUUGUCUCAUCCGCGAAGGAUACUACAGAGGUUGGUGCCAUUUCUUCUUCUGAAGUCCCAUCCUCGCAGACACUCCCCGAGCCCGAGGUCUCUUCUGAGCCUCACUCGGAGAACCUGCCGCAAGAAAGCCCAGUUCCCAAUACUGAAACCGCUCGAGCAGAGAGCCCCACUACCAAGCAACAGCUCCCUGGAGUAAGAACCAGCACCCAGGAUGCUCUCAACAGCGGACUGCAGUUUAGACUGGGUAGCAUAUCGCCUAUUUCGCCAAUGUCGCCCGUUUCUCCUAUCUCGCCGAUUUCCACACGAGACGCAAACCCUGACCGAUCUCCUAGCGAAUCUAGCGAUAAAGAGAAUAUCAGCCAUGAAUACGGGUCUCCGAGGGAUGCAAGCCUGUCAUCACGCCCCCUCUCAACCAGGCCCGCUGUCCCACCCAAGCAAAGCCCGUCGCCGUCGCCGCUGCCAUCAUCGCCCUCAACCCCCGUAACUAGGCCAGAAUGGGCGCAGCCAGCCCGAUAUGCGUCGCCUUCUUCUCCGUCGCCCCUAAGGACAAGUUUCAGAGAGAACCAGAUGGACACGCCGGCCACAACCCCUCAGAAACCGCUUCCCGGCGUGAUCGUCGCCGACUCUUCGCCUCAAUCCAAGCCUCUCCCCUCUCCCCCGGUUCCUCCCAAACGAUCGGGCAUUUCCCUAAAUAAACCCUCACAUUCGCAUCGGCUGUCACGGAAAAUGUCUGCACCCUCCCUAGUUGCGCAGGCAGCGGAAGCUCGUGAAGUCAUCGCUGGUUUCUUCAAAGCCUUUCCCAACCCACGAGACCGGAUGGAUAUCGACCCACAGUUGAUGUUGACGAAUCAGCCUGAUGCGACCAAGAUACGAACUGUGAAGCGCUUUAUCUGGGAGCUAACAGGCGAUGGGAAGAGACAAGAACUCCCGAUCAACCAGGAGUAUGUCCUGUACGAGGGGAGCAUGUAUCUAUGCGUGCAUCAGUUCGAAGCACAGGGUAGCGGCAGCACCGAAGUUCACCUCUGGUGCGGAGAUGAUGUGCCUGAAGCAGCAUUAGAAGAUGCCCAGUUGUUUGCCCGCAAGGUGGCCCGCGAGAACGGCUGCAAAUUGGUCGUGGUUCGACAAGGCAAGGAGCCUGUGCGGUUCAUUCAAGCCCUCGGCGGGAUUAUUAUCACGCGCCGUGGUUCUAGUUCUCGUACCAACUCGUCUGCCUUGUACAUGCUUUGCGGUCGGAAACAUAUGGGCCAGAUGGCUUUCGAUGAAGUCGACUACUCGCUGCGCAACUUGUGCUCCGGGUUCCCGUUCGUGAUCUCAGCGCCCUUUGGCAAAUUGUAUCUCUGGAAGGGUCGGGGCAGCGGUCCUGAAGAAACGGGCGCAGCUCGUUUGAUCAGCAUGGAUCUUGGCUUGACAGGCGAGUUUGAAGAGUGCGAUGAGGGUCAAGAGCCAGAAUGCUUCUUCGAAGACUUUGCGGGUGCUCGUGAAGGCAACCCCCUUCUUUGCUCGGACUACUGGCAAUUGAAGCCGAAGUACAAUCACUUCUGUACUCGGCUCCUCCGUGUUGACCAUGAACUGGCCCAGCCAACCCGCUUCUGGAUGCGCCGUCCUGGCUCGGGAUCCCCGGUUGUCCGGCCGAAUGACACUGUCCAGGAGAUUGAGCCUUUCUGCUACAGAGAUCUGACAGAGAAGGAUGUCUAUGUCCUGGACACGUUCUUCGAGAUCUACGUUAUCGUCGGUGAACAAGCCUCCCAGAAAUCAGCCGACUUCGCCUCUGCAGUUGUCUUUGCCCACGAGUACGGCAUUCUUGCGGCAUCUCUCCAAGACCGCCCAUUUAUCCCCAAGAGCUUCGUCGCGCUAGGCGGAAUCCCGGACCGAUGUCAAAGUGCAUUCCGCAAAUGGAACCCUCACUCCCUCAGCGCACCCUGUGUGUUCCCUCUCGAAGUGGUGAUCGAAGCUAUUCGUUCGCCAGAGCGAGGAGAUUAA